AUGUUCGGCGGACUGGCCAACUUGGUUCAACCGCCGGUUAUCGGUCCACCGCCAAAGAAUGUGCCCCCUCCCACCCCUCUCAGGUUACCACAGUGCAAUCCGCAACUGUCACCUCCCUCUGAGACGUCUUCGCACGGGACAGCAGGACAUACAGACAGAACGUCUGAACCAUCUAUAGUUCGCUUCCUUCAGUCGCUCCACCGCCCAGCCGACGUCAACGAGUCCCACUUCAACGCAGUCGGUGUCCAUGUUCACUCCGACGCGCCGCCUGAGGAUGUCAUCCCGGAUCCGUCCUACCUACCAUCGGCGUCAGACUGGGAUGGUAUCGACCAGGACGAGGCUAGAAAGAGAGACCAAUCCUUCAGGCGCCCAUUAUCCAAUGGAAGUCUGUCACCCGAGGGCCGCAUCUACUUGGAACGGCGAAAGGAGCUCUCCAUACCAAACCAAGCUGCCUUCCGUACCGUCCGCCGGAUAAAACCAGAGCCGGGGAAGCAACCGCCGCGUUUAGGAAGUUGCUUCGAGUUCUUCAAGCAGAUGGAGUUGAUGUGUUCAUUCUGGGAUGACACCUCGUUGCCGCCGUUGCCAGAGGACGACGGUGAUGAUGACCAGGGUAAUGAGGCGGUUCCUCCUCUCCCAUCACGUACGCAUCCUAUAGAUGGUAGCCUUGAUCAAGUUGGUCAUUCUGUCAUUGCCGCCGCCGCCGAGUCUAAUACCCGUUCCGAGCCCGAAUCGGAGUCGAAGGUGGAUUCUCCGGAGCGGGUUACGUAUCGGACUGCACCCGGGUCCCAGAUGCCACCCGAGUAUCGCCACGCUAUGGUCGCUGCCUUUGUCAAGCUCGUGACUUAUGAUUUUGGCUGUACCGUGGCGCCGCCGCGAGUCGAGCCCAGGCUACAUUUGACUGGAUCACCCCCAAGCAAGGAGACGUCGACGUCCAAAUCCAAGCCGGCCCCUUCACAAUCUCAAAGGUCAUCCUACUUCCCGUCCGGCUGCGUCUUCCUCUUCCGCACCCCCAAAACCCGUGACGCCGCUCGUAGCGGCAUCCUCGAGGGUCCGGUGGCGGCAGUAUCAGCCCGCAACACGACCAGCUUCUCCACGCCCGUCGACUCAAACGUCGACUUCGGCCGUGAGCUGAUCGCCGCCCUGGUCACUGCGCAACACCGCGCCCGCGAGAACAAGGCGGAAAAGCGAAUCGGCGAGGGCAAGUGGUGGACGACGGCGAAGCGCUGGGGCGGCGGCGAAGGCGGUCCCAUCGGCCGCGAGGUCGAGGGCGAUACCGUCGUCGGCGACAAGGACGCAGCCACGAGCCCGACCGAUACCGCGCCCUCCGAGGGCAUUGCGGCCGCCGCCGGCCAGGCAGCAUCCACCGAGAAGCCGUCCGCGCAGACAAAGCCAAAGGCACUCGCCGUGCGGGGGCCGCCCCUGACCAAGAAGCCGCGCAAGAACCUCAGCAUGUACGACAACUACCGCAUGAUCCGGCCGCCGUCGUCCAACUGGGACAAGAAGGUGCGGUACGAGGCCAUCGGCCGCACGCACGGCGCGGGGUACGACGACGUGUUUGUGCUCAGCAGCCUCUUCCACCACCUGUGCGUGCUGCGGGUGCGCGUCCCGCACCGGCUGCUGCAGGUCUUGGACGGCGGGUCGGACAAAGAAGGAGAAGAAGGAGAGGGAGAGGGUCAUGAGCCUGACGAGCGGUGCUGGGGCAGGCUCGAGAUGUGGCGCAGUCGGUGGUUCGACCUCUUUGUUGUCGAGGAGAGACUCGAGGCUUUGCGUCUGCUGUGGGGCAUGAUGGCUUGGGCGAUGCGGAAGGGCGAGGAUCAGGGGGAGGAUCAGGGGGAGGAUGUGGCUAUGAAGAAUGCCUGA
Anthostomella pinea is the source of this 1860-nucleotide messenger RNA. The record is from the annotation of a GenBank genome assembly. Lineage: Eukaryota; Fungi; Ascomycota; Sordariomycetes; Xylariales; Xylariaceae.